GUGGUGCCAGGCCAGGCCAGACUCUCCCGCUGUCCCGGGUCCUGGAGCUCUCCAGGCCGGGCACGUCUGUCACUGCUCUGAUCACUCUUCUGCCUGCCAGGCCACUGCUCAUCUUCUGUGUUCCCUCUGCCUGGGUGGUUUCUGAGUUUGAACAUGGUGCAGAAAUACCAGUCUCCUGUCCGGGUAUACAAGUAUCCAUUCGAGCUGGUCAUGGCGGCCUACGAGAAGCGCUUCCCCACCUGUCCACUUAUCCCAGUCUUUCUGGGUAGUGAAGUCCUGAGCGAGUGUCGAAGCGCAGAUGGGGCAGUGCACACCGUAGAGCGGAGCUGCAGGCUGCGAGUGGAUGCCCCACGGCUGCUGCGGAAGAUCGCUGGUGUGGAGCACGUGGUCUUCAUUCAGAGAAAUGUCCUGAACUGGAGAGAGAGAACGCUGCUUAUAGAUGCUCACAAUGAGACGUUUGCGAGCCGAGUGACGGUGAAGGAACACUGCCGCUACACGGUCCAUCCCGAGAAUGAAGACUGGACUUGCUUUGAACAGUCCGCCUCUCUGGAUGUCCGCUCUUUCUUUGGCUUUGAGAGCACCUUGGAGAAGAUCGCCAUGAAGCAGUACACUGCCAAUGUCAAGAGGGGGAAGGAGGUGAUUGAACACUAUCUGAGCGAGCUCAUUUCCCAGGGGGCAUCCCACAUUCCCCGCUGGACACCAGCCCCAGUCCGGGAGGCGGAUGUCCGCAGCCAGCUUGUGUGCCCGUGCCCUAGCUCCCUGGAGACCGAUGGCCCCAGUGAUGCCCCAGCCCCUGCUUCUGAGAUGGCUACGGCUGAUGGGGACAAGUUGGAUGCAGACUACAUUGAGAGGUGCCUGGGCCAUCUCAGUCCCAUGCAGGAGAGUUGCCUGGUCCAGCUUCGGCGCUGGUUACAGGAGACCCACAAAGGCAAGAUCCCCAAAGAUGAGCACAUCCUGCGCUUCUUGAGGGCUCGCGACUUCCACCUGGACAAGGCCCGGGAUAUGUUGUGCCAGUCCUUGAGCUGGCGGAAGCAGCACCAGGUGGAUCUCCUUCUGCAGACCUGGCGGCCCCCCGCCCCGCUGCAGGAGUUCUAUGCUGGAGGUUGGCACUACCAGGAUAUAGAUGGCCGCCCCCUCUACAUCCUGCGUCUGGGACAGAUGGACACCAAAGGCCUGAUGAAGGCAGUGGGAGAGGAAGCUUUGCUGCAGCAUGUUCUUUCUGUCAACGAGGAAGGACAGAAGAGAUGCGAAGGAAACACGAGACAAUUUGGCCGUCCCAUCAGCUCCUGGACCUGCUUGCUGGACCUAGAGGGCCUCAACAUGAGGCAUCUAUGGCGACCUGGGGUGAAAGCCCUGCUGAGGAUGAUCGAGGUGGUGGAGGACAAUUACCCCGAGACUCUGGGCAGGUUGCUCAUCGUGCGUGCGCCCCGUGUCUUCCCGGUGCUGUGGACGCUGGUCAGCCCCUUCAUCAACGAGAACACCAGGCGGAAGUUCCUCAUCUACAGUGGCAGCAAUUAUCAGGGCCCUGGCGGCCUAGUGGACUAUCUGGACAAGGACGUGAUCCCCGACUUCCUGGGAGGAGAGAGCGUGUGUAACGUUCCAGAAGGAGGGAUGGUCCCCAAGUCCCUCUAUCUGACAGAGGAGGAGCAGGAGCAGGCUGAUCAGCUACGGCAGUGGAGUGAGACCUACCAUUCAGCCAGCGUGCUUCGUGGAAGCCCCCAUGAGGUUGCCAUGGAGAUACCAGAAGGGGAGUCAGUCAUCACCUGGGACUUUGAUAUCCUCAGAGGGGAUGUGGUGUUCAGUCUGUAUCAUGCAAAACAGGCACCCAAGCUCAGUCCCCAGGAGCCUGGGGUUAGAGCCAGUGGACAGCUGAUCGACAAGAACUGGAUCCUGGGGGUGGAUUAUAGCCGAGUAGAGGCACCCCUUAUCUGCCGGGAAGGGCAGAGCAUUCAGGGUUCCCAUGUUACUCAGUGGCCUGGCGUCUACCUGCUCCAGUGGCAGAUUCACAGUCCCCCCGAGAGUGUGGCCUGCAGUCUCCCGGGUGUGGAUGACGUCCUGACAGCUCUGCACAGCCCUGGCCCCAAGUGCAAGCUGCUAUACUACUGUGAAGUGCUAGCAUCUGAAGACUUCAGGGGCUCCAUGUCCAGCCUGGAAUCCUGUGCCAGCCGCUUCUCUCAGCUCAGCGCCACCACCACCUCCUCCUCCUCUGGCCAGUCCCACAGUGGCUCGAUGGUGUCCAGAUAGCUGGCUGGGGACCUGCUGGCAGCCUGGGAGCUUCUGGCAUCAGGCAGUGUUGAGAACGAGAACGAAGCCCAUCUAGACACGCGGGACCCUGUUGGAUGCAGAUGGUGCGGUGCCACACCUAGGGUGUGGUGACUCCACGGCAGGGACCCAGCUCGCUACCCGUGUGCAGAGGGAGCUUCGCUUCAUGGCCUUUGAGGGGACAAAGGCAGACAGACCUUUUAUUUCUGACUUUCUUUUAAAAGCCGAGACCUCCUGGAUGCUCUACCUCCUGUCCCCUGGAGUUUAGGAUGGGACCAGGGCUGGGGUUCCUCUCACCACGUGCUGUGGCUUCCUCCUCAGGGAGGCCUAUUCUACCACAGGAUCAUCACUGUUUGGUGCCAGGAAAGUGCACAAGGGAAUGUCUCUUCCCAAAGUUCCAGGCCAUUCAGAAGCUCUCCUCAGCCUGCUGGGGCCUGGGUCCAUUCUGAACCAAUCACAGUUGCAGGGAGAGUGAAGGAGCACGUGACUGCCGGCAGGGUCAUGUGUCUAAUCUGGACCAAUCACUGUGAUUUGGGUGCAGUGUAGUGAUUGGCCAGCUUGGAUUAUGGGCCAUUUCUGGGGCCAAUCACGUGGUCUGGAAAGGGCAAAGUAGGUAGAAGGACUACUGGGGGAUGGGUGACUGGGUAGAUGGUCACCUUAGAAUUCUUUAUUUAGCUGUUUGUGACUGAGCACUGUCCAAGGAGCUAUGAUGGAGAGUCAGGACUCUGCUAUGGACUGUAGUUCCGUUUUCUCCUUUGUGGAGCACUCAACCUUGACCACCCCUGACUUGAGGAACAUCUGGAAGCCCAGGGCUUCUGUCCAGUUCCAGGCAGUGAUGGGCUGAUGGGGGUGACUCCAGACAUUCUUGUCUCCCUCCAGAGGUCUCUUGCUGAGCCGCUGCUCCCUUAAGCCCCCCCCCCCCUUUUUUUUUUUUAAACUAAAAACUCUUAUCUCUGAGAGGCGGGCAUUCCUGGUCAGUCCAGGAGAACUUAGUUCUGGGGUGAUUGGAAUCAGAGACUCAAUGUGAUAUGCUGGGGUGGAGAUGGUGUCUCUACCCUGGAGUUGCUCUGACUCAGGGACUUUCUCCAAGGCUGACAUGACUUUCCCAAACGCCCCAUGGGAGAGUAGUGGGCCUUCUUGGAGACCAAGGACUUAUCUCUCUUCAUUUCCUGGAUCCACAAAAGGUGAGAAGUCACUGUUUGGUGACUUUUGGCCAGUUUCAGCCUUCCUUUGGCGUUUUGCCUAGACAGUGGUUUAAAACCUGAGGCAUACAUAGCAUGUAGAAAUCAGGAUUUCUGGUUUUCCUUAGCCUGCACUGGUCUCCGCCCCUACCAACCAGCACGAAAAUGACCUUCGUUAUUUUGAUUACUAUUAUUAUUAUUGUUAAUUAUUUGCUGCUGCAGUGCUGAGGCUCAAACCCAGGCCUUGUUCAUCUAGGCAAUCACUACCACUGAGCCACACUCGAGGCCCGUUUCUGUGGUGAUUGUUUUUGGUUUUGUUUUGACUGGUUUCAUGUAUCCUGACCUUGAACUCUAAGUAAGGCUAAGGAUGACCUUAAGCUCCUGAUCCUUCCGCUUCUGCCUCUAAAAUUUCGAGAUCUCUCAUGUGUGCCAGCAUACCUAUCAUAUGCAGUGCUGGUUCCGUUCAUGCUGGGUGAGCAUUCUAUCACCACACCUCAUUUGCAGCCCAUCUCCGCUACCUUUAAAUGUUCUUCUAAUCUGACUCUCAAACCACAGCUUGACUCUAGAAGUGCUCUGGGGAGAAGCUGUCUGGUGGCCUCUGCGUAUUUGUCCUCCAGACACUUUGAAGAACAGAGUGCAACAGGUUCCCUGAGGGUCUUUCUCUCUCUCACCACCCCCAGCUAACACCAUUUCAUCAAGGGGAAGGUCUUGGUCCUUAUUUGGGGUGGCAGAAAGGGGUCUUGCUGCAGGUAUGGCUGGCCUCAGCAGGGUUCUCAGCUGCACUCAGGUCUCUUGAUUCAACAUCUCUUCGCACACUUGCCUCAUGCCCUCUCCCUGCUGAGAGGCUGUAACAGCAUCUCCAGAACUACUCACAGGGUCCCAGACUCUAAGGGAAAGAUGACCCGAACUACAGUCUCCUAAAACCUUCUGACUGGCCCCGCUCAAAGCACUUCCCAGCAAGGUCUGGGAAGUAAGAAGUCCUUCUGGAAGAGUUCUGGGUCAUAACAGGAACAGAUGCCUGUGGUGGCAUUCACCGUUGGCACUUGGGAAAGCCAGCAACUAAAACUAGCCCAAGGGUGCCGGGGAGAUGAUUCAGGUGGUGAAAUGGCUGUGGCACAAACAUGACAGUCCGAGUUUGACUCCCCAGAAGCCAUGUAAAAAGCCAGAUGCAGCGAUGCACCCUGUAAUCUCAGUGCUGGGUGGAGACAGGAGGAUGCCUGGAGCUCACCGACUGGUAUAGUUGAACUGGUGAGCUCCAGGUUCAAUGAGAGACCCCGUCUCAGAAAACUAAACUAGAGAGCAAAUGAAGCCACUCAUCAUUAAUCUUUGGCCUCACAGCAAUAUGACUGUAGUCUUGAGACCCCAGCCUUUCUUUUACUAGCUGUGAAACCUUGUGUAGGUGACUUGACUUCUCUGUGCCUCAGUUUCCUCAUCUGUAAAAUGGGGACAGCAGUGCCUACCUCACCAGGUGACAGUGGGACAAGGGAGCACUGGAAAGGCCUCCACAUACAGAAAGCACUCAGGGAGAGCACUGUUGGAAUCGGGGGCGUGCAAAGAGGCCAGUGCUUUUCUACCCUGGAAUCCCGUGACAUUUCCUUUAACUCUGAAAAACUAAUCAUUCUUCAAGAACCACGUCGUCCUUUUCAUUGAGCUGGAGAAACAGGUGUCUGCUCAAUUCUGAGAUCUGAAAGAAGCAUUAAACACUUUACCUUUGAA
Rattus norvegicus (Norway rat) is the source of this 5159-nucleotide messenger RNA. Lineage: Eukaryota; Metazoa; Chordata; Mammalia; Rodentia; Muridae. The record is from RefSeq and is a predicted model, not a curated record.